Molecule: messenger RNA, 1487 nt
Organism: Telopea speciosissima
Lineage: Eukaryota; Viridiplantae; Streptophyta; Magnoliopsida; Proteales; Proteaceae
Exons: 3
Coding region: 75-1469 (464 amino acids)
Molecular function (GO): zinc ion binding; nucleic acid binding
Source: RefSeq, a predicted model, not a curated record
CAAACCGGAUUAUUCUUAUUUUUAUUCGUGUUGUUUUUCUUUCCCAAUCUUUCAGAAUCCUCUGCAAUUUAGCGAUGGAAUUCAAUCACAAGGUUGACAACGACAAGGCUUCGACUUACUUCGCUUCUGCUUCUGGUGAUGGCUACUUCACUGAACAAGCAUUGCGUGCGGGUUAUAUUAGUAGUGAUAUGGUGAAGAGUGACUUUAUGAGAAAUCCAAUGAAUGUUGGAGCAGCCAUUCAACGGGAGCUGGAGAAGGAGAGGAUCAGAGAUGAGAUCAUCGCUGAAGAGAGGCGGGCUCUUGAACUGGAGGUCAGGAGAGAGUUGCUAUUGGAGCGAGAGUUAGCUCUGCAACGAAGGGCUCAUUCCCAUGGUUUUUCUUUAAUGGCUUCUUCAGCGUCAAUGUUAAGGGCUGAUCAGAGGCUCUCCAUGAUGAUUCAUCCAGAGGGUGGUACUAAGCUCGACGAGAGUUUUGCUGCGUUUCCUACUCGUGCUGAGGUUGUCAAGCAUCAAGCGGAGGGGGCUAGGCUUGAGGAUACGCUCUCAUUGCCACCUCCUUCUGAAGUUGGGCCCUUGGAGAAGCUUCCCUUGCAGAGAAGUGCAGAGCCCAGAGUGGGGGAUGUUAAGCCUCUUCCUGAUGUCGGCAAGACGCAAGUUUUGUUCUUCGCAAAGCCUACUAGUUCUAGUCUCACUGGAAUGAAAAGGAAAGUUUUGGAACCACCGUCAGCCAUAAUAGGUGCUGGUCAGCUUCCUUCAGCUGGUUCAAAGAAGAAACCCCAGGAGUGGAGUUGUGCUCUCUGUCAAGUUACUGCAACAAGCGAGAAGGGUCUAAAUGAUCAUGUCCAAGGGAGAAAGCACAAGGCCAAGGAAGCUGCACUUCUGGCAAGUAAGAAUACAAGCAGGAACACUGGUGGUUCAACUCCUUCAAAGCCAACUAAGAGUGCAAAUACCAACAGUCCAAAGGCAAAGAAGGGAAAGAAACAAGAAGGUAACAAGCAGCAGCCUGUCAAGCAAGAUGGAGAUGAACCAGUGCAGAAAAAGCAGAAGCCAGAAGCUGUAAAGAAAAAGUACAAAUAUUGGUGUGAGAUGUGUCAGGUGGGUACCCAUGGUCGGACUGUUAUGGCCUCUCACGAGAAGGGGAAGAAGCAUGUGUUCUAUCUGGAGAAACUGAAGAAAGAAAAUGGAUCCAUUCCAGGCACAACAACCUCAUCCGAAUCUGCUCAUGAGAAACCCAAAAAUGUAGACACUGAGGCCAAAGAGACAAAUGGGGAGAGAGAAAAUGUAGAUGGGGAAGUAGGUGGAGUAGUAGAGGCUGAUAAAAAGGAGGCAGGUGAUGCAAAAGAAGAUCAAUCAGGUGAAGUAGACAUGGUUGACAACAGGUCAAGCUUUGAGGAGGCAACAGAGUUACGAAAGGAUGAUCCAAGCCCAUCUUCUGUAGCCGUAGGAGUAGUGGAAGGGCAUAAGAAUUAAAAUUUCAUCCUUGCUCAA